CGUGUCGUGAAAAGGGGAGGGCCUUCCGCGGACUGUUUUUAUUUAUUUCUUUGUUUCAUGUGCAUAAAACAACAACAAUGGUGGAUAAUUGAAGAAGUGGGAAUAUUAGGAUGAGCGAAUGACAUUUCCAGUUACAGUUACCAGACCGAUAUCACAAGUGAAUCAACAGGGGGAGGAUGAAGCGGCGCAAUGCGGACUGCAGCAAACUCCGACGGCCGUUAAAACGGAACCGAAUCACCGACGGUAUAUAUAGCAGCACAUUUCUGUACCUGAAGUUCCUGGUGGUGUGGGUGCUAGUGCUGCUGGCCGACUUUGUGCUGGAGUUCAGGUUUGAGUACCUGUGGCCCUUCUGGCUUUUCAUUCGAAGUGUCUACGACUCCUUUAGAUAUCAGGGACUGGCGUUCUCUGUCUUCUUCGUAUGUGUGGCGUUUACGUCAGACAUCAUCUGCCUCCUCUUCAUCCCCGUCCAGUGGCUGUUUUUUGCUGCCAGCACCUACGUAUGGGUCCAGUAUGUCUGGCACACAGAGAGAGGAGUCUGUUUACCCACUGUAUCGCUGUGGAUCCUGUUUGUGUACAUCGAAGCCGCCAUACGGUUUAAAGAUCUUAAGAACUUUCAUGUAGAUCUGUGUCGACCAUUUGCUGCUCACUGUAUCGGCUAUCCAGUGGUGACUCUGGGCUUCGGCUUUAAGAGUUACGUCAGCUACAAAAUGCGACUGAGGAAACAGAAGGAAGUGCAGAAGGAGAAUGAAUUCUAUAUGCAGCUUCUACAGCAGGCUUUACCUCCAGAGCAACAGAUGCUGCAGAGGCAGGAGAGGGAGGCAGAGGAGGCUGCUUUGGCUAAAGGGAUCUCAGAGGUAGAACCCUCAGUAAUAUCCCAAAACGGAGCACCUCCUGGAAAGAAAAGCACCCCAGUCCUGUUACCAGAACUGGAGUACCGGGAAAAAGGGAAGGACAGUACUGCAAAAGAGCGUGAGGGAAAAAAACAAAAUACAUUUGGAAUCAAUAACAACAGUAUUAUACACCCACUGGACUCCAAACUACAGGAGACAGAGUAUAUAGAGAACUACGUCGGGGCAAAGAGACUGAAUAACGACCUGGCAGGAGAAAACACACAUGCUGACACCAACACACACACUACUUCUAAAGAGGAUAUGGGGGGCACGGGGAAGAACUACAAAAAUGCCAUCGGAGGCGGGGGUAACAUCUCCAACUCGUCUCCACGGAAUCACAGUACUUCAAAUGGCAGCGUGCCGCCAGGUUCCUCAAAGAAUGAGAAGAAGCAGAAGGGGACGGGGAAGGGCCAGAAGGAUCCAGUGGAGAACUGCAUCCCCAACAACCAGCUGGGCAAGCCGGACGCUCUCGUACGGUUGGAGCAGGACGUGAAGCGUCUAAAGGCAGAUCUUCAGGCCAACAGGCAGUUGGAGUCAGAGCUGCGGAGUCAGCUUUCCUCUCUGAGCAGCCAGGACCGCAGCCUUCGCUCUGAGCUGGGCCAGCUCCGCCAGGACAAUGAGCUGCUGCAGAACAAGCUCCACAGUGCCGUCCAGGCCAAACAGAAGGAUAAGCAGACCAUCUCCCAGCUGGAGAAGAGGCUAAAGGCUGAGCAGGAGGCUCGCGCCCUAGCUGAGAAACAGCUGGCUGAGGAGAGGAAGAGGAAGAAGAUAGAAGAGGCCUCUGCGGCCAGGGCUGUAGCAUUGGCUGCAGCGACCAGAGUGGAGUCGACCGACUCUCUGCGUGGUCGUAUCAGAGAGCUGGAGACAGAGUGUAAGAAGCUCAGCAUGGACAUGAAACUUAAAGAGGAGCAGAUUAGGGAUCUGGAGGGCAAGUGUCAGGAGCUGCGGAAGUAUAAAGAGAACGAGAAGGACACAGAGGUGUUGAUGUCAGCGUUGUCAGCCAUGCAGGAGAAGACCCAGCACCUGGAGAACAGCCUGAGUGCUGAGACCAGGAUCAAACUGGACCUCUUUUCUGCACUGGGGGACGCCAAGAGGCAGCUGGAGAUAGCACAAGGCCAGAUCCACCAGAGGGAGCAGGAGAUCGCAGAGCUGAAGCAGAAGAUAGCAGAGGUGAUGGCAGUGAUGCCCAGCCUGUCCUACUCAUCAGACGGCAGCAACCUCAGCCCCGUCACCCCUCACUACUCCUCCAAGUUCAUGGACAAUAGUCCCUCCUCCCUGGACCCCAACGCCUCAGUGUACCAGCCCCUCAAAAAAUGACUCUGACGCCAACACUGUUGUCAGACAGAACUUUGUCUCUUUCUUUGUUUUGUUGAAGCUCUCUGUUCCAGUUUGGGUUAUUUUUGAAUUUACCAGCCCCUGACAGUUUUUGCACUCCACAUAAUGACACACACACACACACACACACACACACACACACACACACACACACACACAGACACACAGUGCACACAGCCCCUCCAUACAUCUGAGUUUUAGGUUCCUUUUUUUUGGUUCUAUUAUGAGAACUAUUAUUUUGAGGGGGAGGGGGGCGGUUUGUUGAUUUUCGGGAUUUAGCCAUUAGACAGCGAGGUCUGGGUGAAGGGGGAGAAAGGAACACACACUUUUUUGGCCAAAUGUCUACAGAAGCGCCAUCAUGCAUCGCUUCAUGUCAGUCUUCUUUUGGUGUCAGUAUAACCCCCACACCUACAGCUUCUUCUAAAGUGAUAUUUUCUUCUAUAGUGAACUGACAUUCAGGCUUUUAAUUAAAAAAAACAACAACUGGCUUUUCGUGAUGGUUUAUAUUAAGACAGAAGACAUGUUUUCAGUUUGAGUCUGAAACUCGCCUGUAAAGUAAAGCCCUGUGAGAGUUACAUGAAUGUAUAACUAUCCAUGUUUUGCUAUCACCAUUAACUUAAAUCAGUGAUUGUUCGUUUUGUAACAGUUCAUUUCAGUUAUGACAAUGUACAUUUCUUCGAAAAUAGUAAUAUUUAACAGAUAAACGUUUGCUGUGUUCUUCAGAUAUUCCAAUACAAUUUGUUCUCCUAAUGCUGGAAAAGUGAAGUCUCCAGGAUUAUCAGUAAGUGGACAACGCAGAUGUAGUUUUGCCCUAAAAGAAUGCUACUGCUAGAUUCGACCUGGCACUGCCAAAAUGUUGCAUUAACAUUCACCUGUUUGCUGCGGACGCCUUGCCUCUCCCUCUGGACCAAAUUAGAACCCGCCAUAUUAUUCACUGGAUUUAAUGAUGUCGAGGUAACUGGUCGUUACCCGUAUUUGCAGAUUUUACAGUGCCUUGCAGUUUGUCUUUUUAUCUUGCAAAAACCACAUACUUUGCAAUCCUGGGAUCUAAAAGCAUCAAGCCUCAUGGCCAUGUUUCUCACUCUAGCUCAGAUUUGCCAGAUUUUCAUUCGUAGGAGUUAAAAAAUUUCUCACAUUCUGAUCGUUUCAAUGCCGCAUUCAAAGUGUCACCUCAGACGCAUUCAAUCUUUAGAUCACAAUGUUACAGGCUUAAAGGGAAAAGUACAAAAAGUCAUUUCAUGGUGACACGGUCUUGGUAUGCCAGACACCAACCAAACUGAAUUCAUUAUUAUGCCCGAGAGUUGGCAUUUAGUUGUUUACAGCAAUGUACAUUAACUUACUGAGGAAUGUUUUCUUUGUUUAUUUAAUUUAAUUUUUUAAGUGCCAAGUGUUGAUGUUUGGUUUCCAUCCAUACUUUGAUUGAUGUAGCUAGCAUAAUGUUUGCAGAAGAGUGCUGUUAUUAUUAUUAUUAUUAUUAUAAUUUUUUGUCAUUGGAACAUAUUCAUAUAGUGUUGUGUUUACAAGGUUCUGGGCUGAUCAUGAUGGAGCAGCAGGCGGUUGGGCUGAUUGUGUUAUUGACACAUUUAUUUAUUUGUUACAGACUUUUGUUGAGUGGCACCUCCUUGAUAGUUCCCAUCAUAUUCAGUUGAUUUCCUAUAUUUUCUUAACCAGGAAGGAUUCUGUGAAUGUGUUGUGUUGGGAAAAGGUUACCCCUGAACCAUUUGACCAUGUUGUGAUGUCAUGUUGCCUCCCUGGGGGGGAAAAAAAAGUAUUUUUUGUGGAUCGCUCUGGUGUUGUGAAAUCAGUUCUCAAGUUGCUUUUUAUAAGUUUGUGUAGAAGGAAGAAAAGGUUAAAAAAAAGUGCUCUGGUUUCUUUUUCUCAUUGUUCCACCAUGUUUAUUUUCUUUACCCAAAGUGACGGUGUCUGUGUCACACUUUUCACUUUGGCCAUCACUAUUAAAGAAAGUCUUGCUGGUGGCAAUGCAAGCUCUUCA
This is a messenger RNA of Micropterus dolomieu (smallmouth bass), 4218 nucleotides long. Its product is annotated as macoilin-like. The coding region runs from base 177 to 2207 and encodes 676 amino acids. Lineage: Eukaryota; Metazoa; Chordata; Actinopteri; Centrarchiformes; Centrarchidae. The transcript has 11 exons. Gene Ontology annotation, biological process: neuronal signal transduction. Gene Ontology annotation, cellular component: rough endoplasmic reticulum membrane. The record is from RefSeq and is a predicted model, not a curated record.